Molecule: messenger RNA, 2238 nt
Organism: Gavialis gangeticus (Gharial)
Lineage: Eukaryota; Metazoa; Chordata; Crocodylia; Gavialidae
Gene: GDI2
Product: GDP dissociation inhibitor 2
Exons: 11
Coding region: 72-1418 (448 amino acids)
Biological process (GO): protein transport; small GTPase-mediated signal transduction; vesicle-mediated transport
Cellular component (GO): cytoplasm
Molecular function (GO): Rab GDP-dissociation inhibitor activity
Source: RefSeq, a predicted model, not a curated record
CCUGCUCCUCCGGCCUCCGCCGCGCCCGCGCCUCCGCCUUUUUCCCUCCUUCCCUUCCUCCCCGCGCCGCCAUGAACGAGGAAUACGACGUCAUCGUGCUGGGCACCGGCCUCACGGAAUGUAUCCUCUCUGGUAUUAUGUCCGUGAAUGGAAAGAAGGUCCUUCAUAUGGAUCGCAACUCUUACUAUGGAGGUGAAAGUGCAUCCAUUACACCACUGGAGGAUCUUUAUAAAAGGUUUAAUCUACCAGGGUCUCCCCCAGAGUCAAUGGGACGAGGGAGAGACUGGAACGUGGACCUGAUUCCCAAAUUCCUCAUGGCUAAUGGUCAGCUGGUAAAGAUGCUGCUUUACACAGAAGUCACUCGUUACCUAGACUUCAAAGUGAUUGAAGGAAGCUUUGUCUACAAGGGUGGCAAAAUCUACAAGGUUCCUUCUACUGAGGCAGAAGCCUUGGCAUCCAGUUUGAUGGGCUUGUUCGAGAAACGCCGUUUCAGGAAAUUUCUAGUGUAUGUUGCUAACUUUGAUGAAAACGACGCCCGAACAUUUGAAGGUGUCGACCCCAAGAAGACAACUAUGCGAGAUGUGUAUAAGAAGUUUGACCUAGGCCAGGAUGUCAUAGACUUCACAGGUCAUGCUCUUGCACUGUACAGAACCGAUGACUACUUAGAUCAACCAUGCCAUGAAACUAUCAACAGGAUUAAACUGUACAGUGAAUCACUGGCUAGAUACGGUAAAAGCCCUUACCUGUAUCCCUUGUAUGGUCUUGGAGAGCUGCCCCAGGGAUUUGCAAGGCUAAGUGCUAUUUAUGGAGGCACCUACAUGCUGAACAAGCCAAUUGAAGAGAUUGUGAUAGAAAAUGGCAAAGUGGUUGGUGUGAAAUCUGAAGGGGAGGUUGCCCGCUGCAAACAACUCAUCUGCGACCCCAGUUAUGUUUCGGAUCGUGUAACAAAGGUUGGUCAAGUGAUUCGAGUAAUCUGCAUCUUAAGCCACCCAAUCAAGAACACAAAUGAUGCCAACUCAUGCCAGAUCAUCAUUCCACAGAAUCAGGUCAACCGGAAAUCAGAUAUCUAUGUCUGCAUGAUCUCUUCUGCACACAAUGUGGCUGCACAAGGGAAGUACAUUGCCAUUGUUAGUACCACCGUGGAAACAGCAGAUCCCGAGAGAGAAAUCAAACCUGCCCUGGAUCUCUUGGAGCCGAUUGAACAGAAGUUUGUUAGCAUCAGUGACCUGUUUGCACCAACUGACUUGGGAACUGAAAGCCAGAUCUUUAUUUCUCGCACUUACGAUGCUACCACUCACUUUGAGACGACAUGUGACGACAUCAAAGAUAUUUAUAAGCGGAUGAUGGGAUCAGAUUUUGACUUUGAAGAAAUGAAGCGCAAGAAAAACGAUAUCUAUGGGGAGGAGGAACAGCAGUAAUGAGCAAAUGUCUAAUUAGGAGAAAUUUAAAUGGGCUAAUAUGAAUAUAUAAGGAACUUAAUGAACACUGUAUGAAAUUCAAUAUUGUAAGGCCUGCUUUUGUAAUCACAUCUCUGAGAGAUUGAAGAGUACUGCACUGUUAAAUGCUCCCCUUCUGGAUAUCAUGUGUUUAACUAUUUCAUUCUAGUAGGGCUGCUGUCCAGAUGACUGACCUGAUUUAACCAUUACUAACCUUGUAAGCAAACAGCAGACUGUUUGUCAGACUUAAGUGUUGGUGCAUACUGAAAUAACUCAUUGACAGCUGUGUUACUUUUUUUUUUGUAUUUUUAAUCAUUUGUAAACAUACUUCACAAUGAUGUGCUUCUGGUGUAUUAGUAACCUUGACAGAUGUCAUUCAGACCUGAUAUUGAGAAACACCUCAGCUGAGCACCCCAUUGCUGUGGACAGCAUCCCUAAAGUCUUACCCAUCAAUCUUAACUCUGUGGCAAGUUGUAUUAUGGACAAAGCCCACCUCUAUUGUAGCAGCAACUGUUGGCGUAGUUCUGGGCACAGGGCCUAACCCACACUUCAGCUUCUAAAACAGUUUACAUCAGUUGGAACACAACUGUGCCUAAAGGUUCCUUUUGUGUUUUAAUCCAAUAAAAUUGAGAGAACAAAUUACAAAGCAGGCAAGAUGUGAAAGUAUUUUCUGUACCCAUGUGGCUUCUUGGAUGGACCAAACUGCACUGCAGUAUUGAUAUGACAGAGCCUGUGCUCCUGAUUGUCUCUUGAAGGCUCCAAAUGAUUUCUGUACUGCGAAGUAAAGCCAAAUUCUGGAAAC